CCUUUUGAUACUGGUGUUUGGCGCAGCGGCGCGAAUUGACAAUGGCAGAGGAGAGGCGCGAUUCAUUCCAUGGAUCACCCCAGGAAGAAUUUCACCCCAGCGGCCGCAUUCGCGGCGUUUGGAUUCGCGUGCGUCUCGCUAGGGCUUUAUGUCGCGCUGCUUCCUCCGGAAUAUCUCGAUCGCGGCUCUCUCCCUGCGGGAUUGUGGGCGAGAGCUCCGGAUCUCUCUUCCGCGGAGAUCCUCUUGCGGCGGGUUGCUGAGAAUGGGACGCAGGGAUGCCACAACGUAUCCACCGCAGCUGCUGUCUUGUUUGGGAUUCCUCGAGCGGAGGAUGGAGGCGAGAUUACGCUGGCCGCGGAUGAAGUUCACAAGUUCUGGAUCGUUUCGUAUGCUGCCGAUGGAUCCAGGCGAUGCUCGGGGGGAGAUUUCUACGAGACCGACAUCUCAGGUCCGACUUGGAAAUCACGUCCACCGGUGACGGACUUGGGAGACGGCGCCUACCUGGUGGAACUCAAAGUCAAUGGCGACUUCGCUAGAAGCUACAACUUCACGGUCAGUCUUGUCUACACGAACUUCCACGGGCUGGAUCACGUCCCGAAUAAGUGGGCCUUCAAGAAAGAGAUGUUCCGCCUGCUCAUCAACUUCACGGCCGGGAGUCGUCGGCGUAAACACCAGCUCCACACUUGCGCCGCCAGCGACUUAAGAUCGACGACUUCACCACCAUCCCAAUGGCAGGGAAGAUGGUCCAGGACCAAAUUCAACAGCUCAUGUCAGCUAGACAAGAACGGCCGCUACCUUUGCUUGGAUCCAGCCGAGCAGUGCGACGAGAGCCAGUGCUCCGGAGCCAUCAACAGCCUGGAGAGCAACGGCUGGGUCUACUCCGCGCACUGCAAGUUUCGGAUCUGGAACUCUGCUGAGGCCUGGCAGUGUCUCGACGGGAAGAAGCUCUUCUUUUGGGGGGACUCGAAUCACCAAGACACCGUCCGGAACCUCCUCAACUUCGUCCUGGGACACCAGCUGAAAUUCGUGGAUAGGAUCUUCGUCGCCAACUUCACCAAUCCAGCAAACCCGUCGCAGGUGGUCCGGCUGGCCUCGAUUUUCAACGGGCACCCGGAUCCACAUCACAACUUCCUGGGCCUGGGAUCGUUGUAUGUUCCUCAGUACCGCGAUUUCGUCCAGUCAGUAGUCCGCCAGGGUGGUAUGCCGGACGCAGUGAUCCUCAACUCGGGCAUCCACGACGGCAUGAACUGGAAGACAAUGGCGGAGUUCCUCGAGGCUGCCAGGAACGCGUCCGUGUUUUGGAAGGAUUUGCUCGGGGACGAGAGCAAAGCUCGGGUGGUGUUUCGCUCCACGGUUGCUACCGGCCUCGGGUUUAGAGAUCUGGGGUCCAAUCCACACAAGAUGGAAGCUUUCAAUUCCAUCCUGGGCGAGGAGCUCGCCAAGGAGCUCGGGGGCUUGGAGCACUUCAUGUUCGUGGACGACUAUGAUAUCACUUUCCCGUGGCACUAUGAUUUCUGCUGUAGCGAUGGCGCUCACUUUGGACAGCCACCGGCCUUGAAGAAUUGGUUUGAUCGAAUUGGACACUUUUACUUUGUGGAUCUAAUGCUUGUGCAUAUACUGCUCACUGCUAUUUGCUCGUAAAACUAUGGUCAUCUUUCACUAAAAGGUUCAUAGAUAACACUUUUAAGA
Messenger RNA from Selaginella moellendorffii, 1689 nucleotides. RefSeq lists its product as uncharacterized. Lineage: Eukaryota; Viridiplantae; Streptophyta; Lycopodiopsida; Selaginellales; Selaginellaceae. Bases 70 to 1641 code for a protein of 523 amino acids. The transcript is spliced from 2 exons. The record is from RefSeq and is a predicted model, not a curated record.